Messenger RNA from Gastrolobium bilobum, 2037 nucleotides. RefSeq lists its product as uncharacterized. The record is from RefSeq and is a predicted model, not a curated record. The transcript is spliced from 5 exons. Lineage: Eukaryota; Viridiplantae; Streptophyta; Magnoliopsida; Fabales; Fabaceae. Gene Ontology annotation, molecular function: protein dimerization activity. Bases 1 to 2037 code for a protein of 678 amino acids.
AUGAAGAAUCAUCUUGCUGGAACACACAAUCAAGUUGCUGCGUGUACAAAAGUGUCAGAUGAGGUCAGAGAGAUGUUUAUAAAAUUGUUGAAUGAUAAUGAUCUUGAGUGCUCGAAUGAUAAAGAUUCAAAUAAGGGAAUAAUAGAAAAUCUUCUAGGAAAGGGAAGAGGAGGAAGUAGCUCAACUACCAUGAAACAACCAACAAUAAAUUCCAUGGUGAAGGAUAGAGAUUUGGUGAUUCAAGAUAUUUGUAGAUGUAUAUAUGGAACUGCUUUGCCAUUUAAUCUAGUUAAGAGUCCACUAUUUAUAAAGAUGUUGAAAUCUGUUGGUGAAUAUGGUAGAGAAUGGGAGAGAUUUGGUUGUACAUUGAUGUCAGAUGGAUGGACUGAUGGAAAGGAUAGAUCUCUUACUAACUUUCUGGUUAAUAGUCCUAAAGGGACUGUAUUUAUAAAGUCUGUUGAUACGAGCAAUUUAAUUAAAGAUGCUGAAAAAAUGUUUGAAUUACUUGAUGAAAUGGUGAUGGAAAUUGGGGAAGAAAAUGUUGUUCAAGUGGUGACAGACAGUGCAUCAGCCCUCGUAUCAGCUGGUCAAAAGCUAAUGGAUAAAAGAAAGAAACUCUUUUGGUCACCUUGUGCAGCUCAUUGUCUUGAUUUAAUGCUAGAAGACAUCGGUGGCAUUAUAGUAUUUCAUAAUACUAUUGGAAAAGCAAAGAGAAUUACAACUUUCAUUUACAGGCACACAUGGGUAUUGAAUUUGUUUAGAAGCUUUUCAAAGAAUAGAGAGUUAGCGAGGCCAGCAAUAACAAGGUUUGCAACAUCUUAUUUGACCUUGAAAUCUAUUUUCGAACAAAAGAUUCCACUUCGGUCUAUGUUUGCAUCUGAAAAAUGGGAAAAAAGUCCCUAUGCCACUAGGCCGGAAGCCAAAGUUGUAAGAGAUAUUCUUUUGACUGAUUCAAGGUUUUGGAAGUCCAUAAAGUAUUGCUUGAAAUGUGUGACUCCUCUUGUGAAUAUUCUGAGGCUUGUGGAUGGUGAUUCAAAGCCGGCAAUGGGAUACAUUUAUGAGGCUAUGGAUCGAGCAAAGGAACAAAUUGCAAAGAAAUUCAAUCGUGUGGAGAGUAGAUAUAAGGAUAUAUGGGAAAUUAUUGAUAAGCGUUGGGAUUUACAACUUCAUAGGCCUCUUCAUGCAGCAGGAUAUUAUCUUAAUCCUAAAUUCCAUUAUGAAUCAAACUUUAACCCAGAUACCGAAGUUCAAGUUGGUUGGUACACUACAUUGGAGAAUAUGUGUCCUGAUAUUAUAACAAGGAUCAAAAUUGAUGCCCAACUUGAGAAAUUUUCCAAGGCUGAAGGGCUCUUUGGAAAUACUUUAGCAAUUGCAACAAGAGAUAAAAAGCAACCUGCUUUAUGGUGGAAUAGUUUUGGAGCCGAAUACAAAGAACUACAAACCUUAGCUAUUCGUAUCUUAAGCCUCACUUGCAGUGCUACAGGGUGUGAGAGAAAUUGGAGUGUGUUUGAUCAAGUUCACUCUAAGAGAAGAAACCGACUAGAGCAACAAAGGUUGAAUGAUCUUGUAUUUGUUAAAUACAACCUUCAACUUGAAAUGAGACAAAAGGAAAGGGAGAAAAAAGGAGACACAUAUGAUCCUAUUUGUUUGUCAGAUUUAGAAUCCGACGAUGAGUGGAUUGCAGAACAAGAGGAACCUUGUCUAAUGGAUGGGGACUCUUGGAUGGAUAUCCAAGACUCCUUCAACAUUGAAGAAGGCGACCAAAACAAAAAGAGAAAGAGAGGUCCUCGAAAUCUUCAAGCCGACAGGAAUGAUAAAAGCAAAGGCAUCGUCAUACAUGAGAAUGCUAGUAGGAUUGACUCGCAAAAGGAUACAAGCACAAUCAAUAAUAAGGAUAAAGGAAAAGACAUGUCGAUUGUUGAGCAAGAUAUGGGAGAUGACUCUGAUGAAGAUGUUAAUGAAGAAAAUGAAGCAGUAGUUAUGUUAGAUGCUGAUAGUGAUAGUGAUAGUGAUAAUAUUAGUCCUAUUGAUGAUUAA